Messenger RNA from Paramecium sonneborni, 7490 nucleotides. Lineage: Eukaryota; Ciliophora; Oligohymenophorea; Peniculida; Parameciidae. The record is from the annotation of a GenBank genome assembly.
AUGUAAAAAGUUGCUUUGGCUUUGUAUGAGUACAUUCAUAAGAAGUACGUAGCUAAGAUGAUUCGAAGAUCAGAUGAUUUGUAUUCACGCCAGGUACGUGAGCCAUUUGAUUCCUUAGAUAGAAUUCGACAUGGGAGAAACAGUUAAUUUGAAGGGAAUUCCUUCAGCUGAACUUCGUAAUGGUAUUCGCUCAUAUUUAUCCUAUCCACAAAUGUUCCAAGAGUAUGCUAACAGACCCGGAAAUUGGAUUUUCAUAAUCAUUAAUAUCAUUUGUCUAUCAAUUAUUGAUUUAUAGGGUGAAGACUUUUCUCUCUUUUAUUAGUUUGUAAUUCCUUUAUUAACAGGCAUUGCUGCAUUUCUUAUAAAGAUGAUUUAUUAUCAAUAUAUCAAAUAUUAAUAGGACGAAUUGAUAAAUAAGAGAAAAGUGACUAUUUUUAAGAGAUUAAAAAAAGGGAGUGCUGUCAAAAAACCUAAUUAAGAAAAAGGGUUGCAGGAUGUUGAUAAUAAAAAUUAGAAUGGUCCAAAAAAUGAUAUAGUUCUACUUUCAGGACCUCGCAAAUAAGAUAUUUAUAAACCUAUGAUAAUAUCCUCAUUUCGAGGAGAGGACAAAAAAAUAGGAUAAUCUCCAGCUAUAUAAAUUGAAUAGAAAGUUUCUAUCUUUGAAACAGUAUAUUGGGAUUAAGUAGAGGUGGGAGACAUAAUUUACCUUUAGAGAAAUGAAAUAUGUCCAGCUGAUAUUUUAAUAUUGGAAUCUAAUUUGGAAUAUUGCUCAGCUGAUGUAACAAGUUUUAGUGGUAACACAAACUAAAUUUUGAAGUCACCAAAUAUUCUCACAUCAAUGUCAAGAGUUCAUCAAUUCAAGAAUAAUUGUUUUGAAUAUAGAUUAUUAUUAAGUGGGAAGGUGAAUUACGAUAGAUAAUUAGGGGAUAAGUCAAUGUAUACAGGUUUUGUGAGAUUGAAGAAUGAUCCUCAAGCAAUAGAUAUAAAAAAAGAAAACAUAUUGUUUAGAGAAUAGUUACUUUUAAAUUGUGAUUAUAUCUAUGGUUUAGUAUUAUAUGCAGGGAUGACAUCUCGUUAUUACUAUAAUCAACCAAAGAACAGAUUAAAUAAUUCUUUCUUCUACACAAAGAUAGAUCGUUAUUUUUAAUUUACACUAAUUUUAUUAAUAGUAUUGUCAUUUGCAUCAUGGAUGACUGAAUCUCUACGAUAUAUAACAUAUGGUAGAGAAUGGAGUCUUUAAACAUUAUCAAAAUAUUUGUUAGGAUAUUUGAAUAUGAUACCAUAUUAUUUACACUCCAUAAUGGAUUUUCAGACUCUUAUUUCAAUGAUAAUAAAGAGUCAUAGAUACAAAUAGAAGAAGGUGUAAGAAUAAAAAAUUAAAGAUUAAGAUACUGAAUUAUAAUUAUAAUCAUUAUAUUGUAGAAUUAAUGAUACACCUCUAGCAGACUUAAGUUUAAUAGAUAGUGUAAUAUUUGAUAAAACAGGUACAAUGACUAUUCCAUAAUUCAAAUUAAAAAUGAUAUCAAUAAAUGAUUAAGUUUACAAUAUUAAUAAUAAGACAUUUAAAAAUAAAACAAAUUGGAAAUCAAUUUAAAAAUAAUAAUAAGAUCAUUAUGAAAUAUAAUAAUAUUUUUUGAAAGAUACUUAAUCUCCUGCUAAGUAAGCUUCUUAAGUUAAGAUAUUACCAUCUCCAAAAUAGAUGAUUAGUAGUACUAAACGUUCUUCAAUAAAACCAAUAAAAUAAGAAGAAUACCUUCCUCCAUCUAAUAGUGAGACUAAUAAUAAUGAUUAAGCUAAUUUUGAUCCUGAAGAGAUGGUAGAUGAAAAUGCUAAAUUAAAAGAAAUACACAAAAGCAAAUAGCCAAAAUUAUUUUAAGAUUCAUGGGGUUCAAAUACAGAUAUUGCUAAUGCUAACAAUAAUAAUCCUUCAAGUGUUUAAUAAAAUACUCCAUAAUAAAAUGAAAUUAAAAGAUAAACAUUUGUUGCAGGUGUAACAAUUCGUAGAAAAUAAAGUGUUAAAUUAGAUAGAGCAGAUAAACUCUAAUAACGUAAAUUACCUAUUGAGAAAUCUAUGGUUUUUACCAAAUUUCUAUAAGAUGAAGGAGCCAAAGCAUCAUUUGAGAGAUUAAGUGAAGAAUAAAAGAAUUUAGAUGAAAAAGAUUUUCUAAAUCGUCUUAUUGCUAUUGACAGUAAGAAAUAGACAGAGGAGGCUAUUUUUAUUUUAAUGAUUUGUCAUAAUACUUCAUCUUCUUAUAAUAAAAAUGAUGAUUUAUUCAAACAUGAGUUUUCUUCAAAUGUUGAUGAUCUUUAAUUAGAUUUUAUAUCUAAUUUUGAUUAUAAGUUUAUUUGUGCAGCUAAAAAUAAAAGUAAGUAUAUUUUAGAGAUUAAUGGAAAUUUAGUUGAAGUUCCAGUUACUGUUACAUAAUUGGAACAUUAUAAGAUCAGUGUUAUAAUAUCUAGAUUAGAUUAUACAAGAUUUUUUGAAGAUGUAGAUUUAGCAUAUGAAUAUGUUUAAUUUAUAAGAGAUGAUAGUUAAGAAAUGAGUGAUCAAAUUCUUAUGGAUAAAGAAGAGAGAGAUAAAUGGGAUGCAAUGAUAUAUAGAAUGCAUUAAAAUGGUUGUAGACCAGUAGUUUAUUUUAAAUCAUUUUUAGAUGGGAAUUAAUAUACUUAAUUUUUAAAGAAUCCUAUUCAUGAAUUGAAAACUUAACCAAGAGCUUAUGAAUUAUGUUUAGUUAUUGGAAUUAGAGAAAAGUUAAGAAAAUCUAUAAGAACUGUAAUUAAGAACUUUUUAGCUGCAGAUAUGAUAAUUUGGAUUGCUAGUGGAGAUACACUUGAUAAAGUAUUACCAAUUGCUUAUAAGACAGAAAUACUUAAAGAUCUUAUUCCUAUAAUUCAUUUUGAUCAAUAAGAAGUCAAUCUAUAGAUCAAACAAUAAAUUUAAUGGUUAUAUAAUAAUUAAAUAAAACAUUUAAAAGAAGAUUAAAUUGUUGUUGAAAAAAGAUCAUCAGAAAGACUUGUAAUGAGUCCAAAUCAAAAGAGAAGAUCCAUUCAUUCCAAUACCAGAAGAUAAAGUACAAAAGGUCUCUUACCUGGAUUAUAAACUUCUUAAUAAAAGAUCAAACCAUUUUCAAUACUUAUUCAUGGCGAUACUUUAGAAAAAAUCUAUUAGGAUAAUUCACUAUUUAAUCAUUUAGCAUUCAUUAUAGCUUUCUCUACUUCAGUUGUUGGAUAUAGAAUGUCUAAAUCUUAAAAAGCCAUUUUAGGAUAAAUCUUAUAACAAAAGUAACUUUGGAGAAGAAGAUUUCUAGUUAUUGGUGAUGAAGGAAAUGAUAGUUAAUUGAUGGCUAACUCUGAUUUUUCAAUUUAAUUAUAUGCUGAAAGAUUACUAUAAAAACCAACUAUUGAAAAAAUGGAACAAUUAUAGAGAGGAAAAAAGGAGCAAAAGAGUUCAAAAUUAUAAUAAGUUAGUGGAAAAUGUCUUAAUAAUUUCAUAAGUAACAUUAUACUUAAAAUUAGAACAUUAGUAUAAAACCAUUCCUUACAUUGGAACUGCUGAUAUCAUAGUAAAAGACUUUAAGAAUCUAAUUAGCGUAGUAUUAAAUGAAAGUAGAUAAUCUGCAGAACUUUUAGAGAACAUAAUUACAUUCUCCUUUUAUAGAAGUUAUCUAUUGUGCUUUACUCUUUUUUUUUAAAUCCUAUUCACUGGAAUUACAUUCUAUCCACCUUUAGAUUUUUUUUAAAGUUUACUUUAUAUUAUACCUUGCUUCUCAAUGUUCUUUUAACGAUUAACUCAAAAAAAUGAAAAUGUGAGCAAUAUUAAAAACUAAUUAGUUUAUUUCUACAAUCAAAAUUAAUUAGAUUUCCGAUAAAUGAGAUAUUGGCUAUUCUUCUAUAAAGUUAUUCUUUAUUCAGCAUUUGAAGCUUUAAUAAUUUCUUUAACUUUACAUCAUAUGGAUUUGAAGAGUAACAAAGGAUAAAUUUUAGAUGAACAAAUGAAAUCUAUUUAAUAAUUCUUCAUCAUACUAUUAUUAGAUUUAACUAAAUUAUUGACUCAUGCUAACAUCUAUUAAUAUAUUAUUCUACCAAUUGCUUACUUUGGUUUAUGUACAGUUGGAUACUUAGAUUAUUUUGAUUAUCAAUAUGGUGAAUUAUUUUAAUUUUUACUCUCCUUUCAAUCUCUUUUAUAAAUCAUUGCUAUCUAAAUUAUGUUCUUUUGUUUCUAAAAGACUUUAACUCAAUUUCAUUCAAUUUAUGUUCAUAAUCAUAUAUAUUCAUCUUAGGAUCAAAUAGAAAUCAAUAGCAAAAUUAAAACUAUCUAAAUUUACAAUUCAAAAAGAAAGAAAGAAAAUAUUGUAAUAAAUAUCCAGAAAUAUGUUUUAAAAUUAUUCAAAAAUGAAGAAGAAAUUGAUCCCAUUAUAAAAUAGGUACUAUCUGGUAUUGUUUUAAGUGUUAAAACAACAAAAAUCAACAAAAUAACUUAAACAUUUAAAAAUAUUCAGUUAGAGAUUAAGUAUUAAUUGAAUGAAUUACCAUCUAUCAUUGAAUAUUAUCGACUCUAUUAUCCAUUAAGUUGGAUGUUGGUUGAAGGAGCAAUCUUAGUAUAAAUUUGGUUAAUAAAUACAGAUGUUGAUUAUACAUGGUUUCUAUAUUUCACUUUUGGGUAUAAUGCAGCUUAAGUCUUAAUGGCUCUAUUUAUUUACACAGUUGCUUUUAAAAAGUACCAUUUCAGAAUAAGCAAAAUAUUGAUUACUUGUAGAUUGAUUUAUAAGAUCAUUUAUGAUGCCUAUUUUUAUUAGGAUAAUAAUAAUGAAUUAACAGAUAUGUUGAUAAUGUAAUUAUUUAUGCUUUAACCUUUAAUUGAUGACAGACCAUUAACAAUAAUAUUUUAUUGUUUUGUUGUUAACAUAAGUUUCAUUAUUAGAUUUAGUGCAAAUAAUACAACAACUGAUGAGAAUUUUAAUAAUUAUAUUAUGUUGAAUUAUUAUCUGAUUGCUUUGAUGCAAACUGCAUUAUCUAGUGGAAUGUAUUUAAGAAUUUAAAGAAAUUCAAGAGAAGAAUUCAUUUAAAUGUUGACUUUAGAUUAGCAAACCAAUUCGAUUAGUGAUACAUUAAGCAUUUUAAUGCCUAGAUUCAUUAGAAAUAUGAUAAAUUAGAAAGGAGAAUUUGAUAUUUAAGAGAAUCAAGGAGAAGUAGCAAUUUUAUUUUGUGAUAUUUGUUAAUUUGAUAAAAUUAUAAAGACAGAAAAGGAGAAUGUGAUUCAUUUGUUAGAUAUUCUAUUUCGAUAAUACGAUUCACUAUGUAGUUAAUAUGGAUUAUAGAAAAUAGAAACUGUUGGUAAAACAUAUAUGGCAGCAGCAGGACUUAAAAAUAUAGCAAGUUAAAGUAAUGUUAAUCCUGUUCUUAGAACAAUAUAAGUAGCAUUUGAAAUGAGGAAAUUCGCAUAAUAAUAAAACUUUGGUAAAUCAGAAGAGAUCAUCGUUAAAAUUGGUGUUCAUUAUGGAAAUGUAAUAGCUGGGGUUAUAGGUUAUCACAAACCAUAAUUCUCUUUGAUAGGAGAUACUGUUAAUACUACGUCUAGAGUUUGUUCAACUGGUUAAGAUGGUUAGAUUAAAAUAUCAGAGGAAGCUUAUAGAUUAGUUAGUGGAUCUUAGGACUUUAUUUUUACUCAAGAUAUUGUAGAUGCAAAAGGAAAAGGAUCAAUCAUAACCUAUAUAUUAUCUGAACAGUUAACCACUAAGAAUAUAAAAAAUAAGAGUAAAUCUUAAAAAUAGAAUUCUAACCAUCUUCCAUCUAAUUCUGUUACUGCUAUUGAUAAUCCUGCUAAGUUUAAUAGAGAUAAAAAAAUUAAGAGAAAACCUACCUUAGUAUUACCUCAUUUAAAAUAAAAUAAUCCUAAAUUAUAACAUAAAUCAAGUUUGAAUGUAGAAGCUCAUUAAUAAUUACAAUCUCAUGACAGUGAACAUGCUAAUCCUAUUGGAUAAAAAUUUUCAAUCGAAGGCGCUAAUUUGAUUGAAGCAAUAGAAAUUAAAUUAGGUAAAGAAAAUUUAUUAAUUGAUGAAAACUUUGAUUAUUUAAAUGGAGAAAUUGAAAAAGAUAAAUUAAAAUAGUUAAAUUAAAAUGAAGAUGAAUUUAAAGAAUCUGAUGUUCUUAUAUUAGAUAAGAAAAAGCUAUUCUUAGAUUUUCAUCCUGAUGUUGAUCACUAAUAUAUUGAAGACUUUUAUAGAGAAUUAACUAAAAAGAAUGCAUUAUUGGUAAUUUUAUUAAAAGCUGGAGUAGCAAUAUUAUUAUUUGUAUAAAAUACAUCUACAAUUCUAAUUUCAGAAAUCUUUGAAAACUAAUAUACAUGGUAUAUAAAUUUGAGUUUUGGUUACCUAAUCGUUACAAUAAAAUUGGGGUUUCUAAUUCUUUUAUUAAUGAAAUAAUACAGACAUAAAGUCUUCUAAGAAUCUUAUUUCAUUUGUAGUUAUAUUAUCACCAUGAUUUGGUGGAUUAUUCAUAUAUUUUCUUAUUAAAGUUUUAUUGUUGGAGAAAUUUGUAUUGCAGUUGGAGUUUUCUUAUCCUUUAUGACAUAACUCAAUCCAAUUAUUAAAAUGAAAUAUAAAGUAAUAGAAAGCAUAUUAAUGAUCUCAGUAAAUCUAAUAGUUGUACUACUUAAGAAUUGGGAAAAGAGUUUGAUCUAUUAUGCCAUUAUAUUACAAUUGAUCUUCAUUUCUAAUCAAAUUUACAAAUUCAAUAAGAAUGUCUAAUUAUAUAAUAAUCAAUGUAAAUUAAAAGCAAAACACAAAUAAUUAGAUUAAUUAGUAAAACAUUAAUUACCAAGACAUAUGUUAGAAUAAUUCCUUUAAUUUUAACAAUAAAGAGCAGUACUAAAAGACAGUUAUGAGAAUGUAACAUUACUUUUUGCUGAUAUUGCAGGAUUUACAGAAUAUUCAAGUAAAGUUCCACCUGAAUAGGUUGUAUUUAUGUUAAGGAACUUGUUUACUGAAUUUGAUAAAUGUUGUCAAGAAAAAUCUGUCUAUAAAUUAUAUACAAUAGGUGAUUGUUAUGUUGUUAUGGGUAUGUUAGAUGCAAAAGAUAGAAAAAUUGCAUAAGAAGCUAAAAAUACUGUAGAAUUAGGAUUUGAAAUGAUAAACAUCAUCAAACGUGUUAGAGAUCAUAUAAAUUUCUAAGGAUUAGAUAUGAGAAUAGGAAUACAUACAGGUUCUAUUAUAGGAGGUGUUUUAGGUACUGAAAUUGUUAGAUAUGAUAUUUAUGGACCUGAUGUACUUGUUGCAAAUAAAAUGGAAUCUAAAGGAGAAAAAGGAAAAUUAUAGGUUUCAUCCAGUACCAAGGAAAUUUUAGAAUAACAUUAUUCUGAAGAAUUCAAAUUUACAUUUCACACGACUGUUGAUAUUCCCUCUAUUGAUAGAUCUACAGAUGGUUAUUUUGUCAAUUUUAAAUCUUAUGAUGAACCCUCGAUGGAUUUACAAGAUGAAGUUUUUGAUUGCUGA